This is a messenger RNA of Telopea speciosissima, 2098 nucleotides long. RefSeq names its product transcription factor bHLH144-like. The record is from RefSeq and is a predicted model, not a curated record. Gene Ontology annotation, molecular function: protein dimerization activity. The transcript is spliced from 4 exons. The coding region runs from base 828 to 1574 and encodes 248 amino acids. NCBI's taxonomy places the organism in Eukaryota, Viridiplantae, Streptophyta, Magnoliopsida, Proteales, Proteaceae.
UUAUUUCUUCUUUUGAUCUCUGUGCAAGCAUCCUUUUUUCACAUUCUUCGAUCUUUGCAGUUUUCACGCGAACCGCCGAAAUUGCGAGAAAAGCUUCGAGUUGCAGUUUAAUCUGAGCUUUGUUUUUGGAUACUUCGUGUCGGGAUCUUCUCAUAUAACUAAAGAGUUUAUUUGACAGAAUAAAUCAGCAUGCCUUGGACGUCUUCUUUUGUUAACUACAACAGGAAGUGUGUACGCAUAGUGGUUUUCUUCCGUGUCAUACUGUAAAUUUGUUUCUUCUGUGGUGAUAUUCCUUUCCUGUGUGAAGGGGUUCUUUUCGUUUCAAUCGUCCUGGUCCUAAGUGAUAUACUGGUUUUGGAGGAGUGAGAAUGUACGUUGUGGUUAACCUGAAGAGAUAUCGAGCAGUGAAGGAAGUGGGAAAUUUUACAAUGAAUGUUAGGAUCAUUGCGUAUUACCAACUGAUGAAAGUUUGUCAGGCCGAGUAUUUCCGUCAGUUGCUUAAGCCUGUUACGUAGUUUAGAUAUUACGUAGCUCCAAGACAUAGAAAGUGACUGCCCUUUGCUUUAUUAAGUCAUUAAUUGGGAGGCAGUUGAAGAUUUGGAGUAUAUGUUUAUGGUGGCUGUUAAAUUGGGAUAGACAGCUUUCUUGUACAAUGAUGACAAUAGCUUAAGUACCCCUUUCAUCAUUUGCUUCAUACCAUUUUCACUGGGUAGGCCUCCUGAUACCUUAGAAAAUCUGCUCCCCAAUAAACCAAGCAACUCCCUACUUAAGGCCAUCGCUGCACCAAUUCAUUCUUACUGUGUUCGAGUGUUCAGCAAAAACCGCUCAUGCAGAGUGACCAACAAGUUUACCAACAAAAGGUGGUGUCACCUCAUGCAUAUCAAGUUGGUGGUAGUUGUAUGCAUAAUGGCUCUAUGGCUUCCCCUGCCCUGGGUAUAACUUUGCCUCCACCAACAAAGCAAUCAACACCCCUUCAUGGGGUAGAGCUGCAGCCUUUAGAAGUCUGUCCCAAGAACUUCAUCAUCUUCGACCAGAAUGAUAACAGAAGCCGGAUCAUGUUCCAUCCUGCACUUGCCCACAAAUUCAGUUUCCCUGGCUUUGAUAUCCAAGCAACUGACAUUGAAAAUGACGGUGGGAAGAACAAUGAGGACAGGGUGAACAGAGAUUCCUCUCCUACCUUCAAAGAGGACACGGAGGAUAUUGAUGCAUUGUUGAGUUUGGAAGAGGAAGAGCAGGAAGAUGGGGAUGAGGUUAGCACCGCACGAACUCUUGGCAGCUGUGGAAGCAAUUCAACAGAUUCAUGCUCAAACUAUGGUUCGAAACCAAGCAAGCGUAAGAUGAAUUCUUCUGUUCCGAAGUUGUGCUCUGGCUGCAGCAGCAGCAGCAGUAACAAUAGCAGCAACAGCAGUGAAAGGAAGCGGCUGAGGAUGAAAAAGAUGGUAAAAGCACUUCAGGGAAUUGUCCCAGGUGGUGACCAGAUGAAUACAGUUGCUGUUCUUGAUGAGGCUGUUAGGUACCUCAAGUCUCUGAAGGUGGAAGUGAAAAAGCUUGGUAUAGGGGAUUUGAAGAUGUGAAAGAAUGCCAUGGUAACAGAUAGUGGACUCUCCCUUUAUCUAUUUUAAUUUUGAAUAAUCUCUGUUUUAGUUAGGCUAUUAUCACUUUCACUUUCUAUAUCUGUAGUAUCUUUAACAGCAUGGAGGUUUUUGGGAGGAUGAUGAUGAUGACCGGAGAUAAGAUCAUGUGGGAAAGGCUUAUGAUGCUUUUGAUGGUGGGGUGGUGUUGUUUAUGAAUGCAAGGUUUGGUGUUUGGGCUGGAGGGGGGGGGGGGUGGAGUUUCAACUUUAAGGCUUUCUCUGACUGACCCUCUGGGAUUUAUUGUUCUUCGGGUUGGGACUUGGGAAGAAGGGUAGGGAUGGGAAGGAGGGAAUUUAACUUUUUCUUUCGCUUUGAUGGGGGAGGAGAGUGGUAUGGUGGGUGGAGGGAGUUAAUGUAAUCUGUAUGUUUUUUUUUUCCAACUUUCUUAUCAGUAUGUCAAAUCUCGUUUUCUGACUUUGGGCUGCUACUGGCUCUUUUAAUGCCAUAAUGUUUCUGUUAUAUAU